This is a messenger RNA of Ceratotherium simum simum (southern white rhinoceros), 2050 nucleotides long. RefSeq names its product engrailed homeobox 2 (gene EN2). The record is from RefSeq and is a predicted model, not a curated record. Gene Ontology annotation, biological process: neuron differentiation; multicellular organism development; regulation of transcription by RNA polymerase II. Gene Ontology annotation, cellular component: nucleus. NCBI's taxonomy places the organism in Eukaryota, Metazoa, Chordata, Mammalia, Perissodactyla, Rhinocerotidae. Gene Ontology annotation, molecular function: DNA-binding transcription factor activity, RNA polymerase II-specific; RNA polymerase II cis-regulatory region sequence-specific DNA binding.
GGUGCGCGUUGCCUGCAUGCGCGCAGCUCCAGCCCCGGGCGGCCGCGGCGGCAGCGCCGGAGCCAGAGGCAGCCGGACGCGUAGAGGAGCGCGGAGCCCGGGAGGCGCCCCGGGUCCCCGCUGGACCAUUGUCACUGUCUAGCGCCCGGGUGCGCUGCAAAGACGAGGACCGGACUCUCUUGAAUCUCCUGGCGCGGGGCGACUCUUGGUAUUUUCUAACUCAACUCGUGGAUUGGAACGUGGCUCCGCUCCGAGCGCGGCCGGCGACUUGUAGGACCCCAGCCCUGGCCCCGGCUGCCGCGCACGCCCUCGGAAGACUCGGCGGGGUAGGGGCGCGGGCGGCCGCGAAGGUCUCCGCGUGCACCGCAGUCGAGCCCAGGGCUGAUUGGAGGGGGAGCCCCGGAGAAUCAAUUUGGGAUUUGUUGUGAACAGCAUGGAGGAGAAUGACCCCAAGCCCAGCGACGCGGCGGCGGCGGUGGAGGGGCAGCGGCAGCCGGAAUCCAGCCCCAGCGGAGGCUCGGGCGGCGGCAGCAGCAGCCCAGGCGACGUCGACACUGGCCGCCGGCGGGCUCUGAUGCUGCCCGUGGUCCUGCAGGCGCCAGGGAACCACCAGCACCCGCAUCGUAUCACCAACUUCUUCAUCGACAACAUCCUGCGGCCCGAGUUCGGCCGGAGAAAGGACGCGGGGACGUGCUGUGCCGGCGCGGGAGGAGCAAGAGGCGGCGGAGCCGGCGGCGAAGGCGGCGCGGGCGGCACGGAGGGAGGCGGCGGCGCGGGCGGCGCCGAGCAGCUCCUGGGGUCGAGCCGGGAGCCCCGGCAGAACGCGCCGUGUGCGCCCGGUGCGGGCGGGCCGCUGCCCGGCGACGGCGGCGACUCUCCGGGCGACGGGGAAGGCGGCUCCAAGGCGCUCUCGCUGCACGGCGGCGCCAAGAAAGGCGGCGACCCCGGGGGCCCCCUGGACGGGGCGCUCAAGGCCCGCGGCUUGGGGGGCGGCGACCUGUCGGUGAGCUCGGACUCGGACAGCUCGCAGGCCAGCGCCAACCUGGGCGCGCAGCCCAUGCUCUGGCCAGCUUGGGUCUACUGCACGCGCUACUCGGACCGGCCAUCUUCAGGUCCAAGGUCUCGCAAACCAAAGAAGAAGAACCCCAACAAAGAGGACAAGCGGCCGCGCACAGCCUUCACGGCGGAGCAGCUGCAGAGGCUCAAGGCCGAGUUCCAGACCAACAGGUACCUGACGGAGCAGCGGCGCCAGAGCCUGGCGCAGGAGCUCAGCCUCAACGAGUCGCAGAUCAAGAUCUGGUUCCAGAACAAGCGUGCGAAGAUCAAGAAGGCCACGGGCAACAAGAACACGCUGGCCGUGCACCUGAUGGCGCAGGGCCUGUACAACCACUCCACCACGGCCAAGGAGGGCAAGUCCGACAGCGAGUAGGGCGGCGGGAGGCCGAGUCCGGUCUCAGUCCCGCUAGCCAAUGCAAUAAUUUAAAUCACAAAUCAAGGGCCAGUGUAUAAAGAUUAUACCAGCAUUAAUAGUGAAAAUAUCGUGUAUUAGCUAUGGUUCUGCAAUAUUCUAUGUAUAUAUAAUUUACAGGUGUGUAAAAUCCAAAAUAUCUGACUGUAAAAUAUUUCUUGAGUUUUUUGUGUUUUUCAAAUUAUGCUAAUUUUAUGGGGGGUUUUUGUUUUGUUUUUUUAUUUUCAAAGGGGGCUGUUUAGGGUUUCAUCUUUUUUAAUCCCCUAAGCUCCAUUAUGGGACAUUGGGCUUUUUUUUUUUAAUUUCAAAAGAAGAAAAAAUUAAAACAACUUGCUGAAGUCCAAAGAUUUUUAUUGCUGCAUUUCACACAACUGUGAACCGAAUAAAUAGCUCCUACUUGGUCUGUGAGUUCCGCCACUUUGUUUGUGUGGGCUUGGUGUGACAGCAGGCACCAGGAGGGCCAUACCCUCAGCCUCGCCAGCGGCAGCGCAGGAGCCCCGGUGGGGCGAGGGAACUCUUGGCGUCCGGGGAGGAGUGCCGCACCCUGAAGACAGGGCCUGCCCUGGGAAGUGGGCCCAUGGU